GCGUUCAUUAUAAGUUGCAAGCACUGGUGUCGCACUUUUUCAGGAGUUGUCAAUAUCUUUUCCGCCACAGUGAUCAUUGGCUCAAUAUGUGGAAACUACCUUUGUUAUGUGUGGUUGUCGCAGGCAUUUCCUUGGUCUCAGAAUGCUCCUCUGAAGCUCAAAUUCGUCCUGGACCUCAUCCAGCUGUCAGAGGUCCCCCGCGGGGACCGCCUCUUCUGGGUCCAGGGGGGCGUGGGGGAGCGAAGAAAUUCCGGGGCAUCCAGUUCCGUCACAACAAUGCCGCCGCUCUAUUUAAGUCCAUGUUUUCACAUCAACAACGGCGGAAAGGGUCAAUGCAAAAGCGACCCCCUCCCCCUCCCCCACCUCACCGAUCGUUGACCGUGGUGCCUGACAAAGGUCAGCUACCUCAGAGGCGAGGGCCUCCCAGGUUUGCGCCGCCAAGGCGGAUCCCAUCAAAUGGUCGACCUGGUCGUCAGACCCCACCCCAUGGGGGUAACCGACCUCCACCCCCUCCCCCUCCCGGUACACCUGUCAGGCUAGGCCCUCCUCGCAAUCAAGGACCUCCACAUAAACAAGGGCCUCCUCAAGGCCAAGGUCGACCUCCUCUACCCUUGGCCCCCAAUCCAUACUUGAAAUCUACCCGAAUUUCCAAGCCCGGACCCCCGAUUGUACGAGGUCCUGAAAUUUCUACGCCUACCACUACAACUAGCACUACCACCACCACUACCACCACCACCACCACUACAACCACUGGUAGAGCCGUGUAUGCUCCAUCUGGUCCUAUCAACUCGGUAUGGAACCCCUCACCAGCCUCGUACGAUGGAUCGGUGCAACCUCCAGCCCCUCCUGUAGAUCCGAAGGAUACGUUGUAUCGAGAACAAAGUAUCUAUAAGAGCUCGCCGAGCUCGUCAUUGCCACCAAAAUCGGAUAAAGGCGGCGAAAACCAAGAUUCCAGUUAUCCAUUUGGACGAUUCGAUUAUUUUGGCAACCGUGGAUCCGCGAAUUCAGAUUUUGACCAAGAGGCGUCUGCCGACGAGGGAUCUAAACAGGUGUCAAAUAAUGAUAACAUUAAAAGCAACAUAAAAUUGCCAUCGCCUCAAUCAGCACCCAGCUUCCAAUACACCAUUAGCACAACCAGUACAAUCAAACCUGCACCUAUCAGGUCCAAACCAACAUCCACAUACACUUCUUUUAACAAUGUGCCUGAAUCUUCCACCUACAAACAAUAUGAAUCGAGCUCUUCUUCUUCACCCUCACCACCAAUUUACUAUAUCAGCAACUCAAACGAACCUGCACCUUUUAAACCCUCGUCCCAAUCAGUUCCAUCACAGACCUCAAUCUCAACCACCUCUCGUUCCCAAUCAGUGAACUCUUACAAAGUCAUUUCAUCUGCACCUGCUGCAGAUGAAACCGACCUUUCAAACCCGGAUGCUGAAUCCACUUACCCUCAACCAUCCCCAUCCCCCCUUCAAUCCAAUCCAAUCUCUUCCUACAUUGGCACCCCAUCUUCUUCCGCCUCUCCUCAGGGAAAAGCGGCCUCAAAGAAUAACGAUCCUUACCAUUGGAAACAGGUGGACAGCCCGAGCGUCGACAAAUCUCCAGCACAGUCCCAAUACCUGCCCCAAGAGCCUCGUGAUAAUGGGAACAAGGAUGAAAGUAAUCAAUAUGGGGCUCCUCAAGCUCCCACAUUCUCCUAUUCUGGUAGCACGGUGGGUCAAGAUGAGAAAACAUUUACUAAACAAGAAUACACCCCACCCACUUAUACCUCCAAUGGUGACAGUCAAUCUUUUAAUAUGCCCUCAUCUCAGGGAUCUUCGGUAUACUUUAAGCCUUCCAGCGAGGAAGGGAGCGGCGAUGGAAAACAGGGUGGUGGAGGUUCCGCUUCGCAAGCUAAUAUCCCGUCCUCUACUUACUCGCAGACCUUUUCCGUGAGCGAGCCCGUCGAAAACGUCUUCACUCCUGGUCCAGUUUACUAUAAGAGUGAUGGCAAGACGGUCUCAUCGAAACCCGUCACAACCACCACGACCAAGGCGCCAAUUAUCUACUAUCAGCCAAUUUCGAACUCCAAGGACGAUAAACCCAUCCCGAGUUACAAUUCGGGGUCAAAAGCUCAACCAUCUAUCACCUAUAAACCAAGCUCCUCUUCUUCUUCUUCAUCCUCCUCCUCUUCAUCUGCUUCCUCCUCUUCCUUGGAAUCAGUGUACAAUCCACAACCUUCUAAGGAGACCAACAACAUUUACGGUUCUGGGACACAAUCCGAGACGGCAGCACCAGCACCUAGCAAUUCCUAUCAGCCCUCACCUCCCAAAGUCCAGACCGAAACAAAAUAUGAAGCUCAAGAGAACGAGGAACUGGCCUCCGGAUUUGGAUUUCAGAGCGGAGAGUUCAAGAUUCCAGAUUUUUUCCGGAAUUUCUUGAGCGCGCCACCAGCAUGGAUCAACGUUAAGGAUUGGUAAUA
Tigriopus californicus is the source of this 2458-nucleotide messenger RNA. RefSeq lists its product as uncharacterized. The transcript is spliced from 3 exons. The record is from RefSeq and is a predicted model, not a curated record. Lineage: Eukaryota; Metazoa; Arthropoda; Copepoda; Harpacticoida; Harpacticidae. Bases 87 to 2456 code for a protein of 789 amino acids.